Molecule: messenger RNA, 1733 nt
Organism: Maylandia zebra (zebra mbuna)
Lineage: Eukaryota; Metazoa; Chordata; Actinopteri; Cichliformes; Cichlidae
Gene: cdca5
Product: cell division cycle associated 5
Biological process (GO): mitotic sister chromatid cohesion; double-strand break repair; positive regulation of exit from mitosis
Cellular component (GO): nucleus
Source: RefSeq, a predicted model, not a curated record
ACGCGGGCGGGCAAUUUGAACGUUCGCUGUUGUUGUGUGCCCUGUGUUGGUUGAGUUACAGUCUGAUCUGCUGUAAGAAGGGGAAAGUAUCUGGAGUUUCUUCAAGAGACUGUUGGGAUGAACGAAGGGACUCCUCGGAGCAUAAUGACGGACUCUAAUAGCAUUGACAGCUCGCAGCGGAGACGCUCCCCGCGGCUGAGCUCUCCGCAAGCUCAAAGUGACAACAAAAUGGCGCUGCCGUCUCUCGCUGUUAAACGCUCAAUCACCGUAAGAAAAAUAGCGCCCAGAAAAACAGUCGCGUUAUCGGAACAGAACAAGGAGAACACGCCGAGGCCGUCCAGCUCUGAGGGCAUCCAGCAGAAAAAGCCGAAGGUCUCCACGCCCGGUCCCGUCCCGGGCCGAGAGAGCAGCUCUUCCUCGGCUAAGAAGAAAAAGGCCACUAUGCCUUCACCGAUCCUCCCCUCAUCACCGCCGCCCGCUUCUCACACCCCGCAGAUGGAUCCAGAGGACGCGGUGUGGUCGCAGAAGGUACGCCGAUCUUACAGCAGGCUCAGCGAGAAUUCAUUCAACAGCCCCGAGUCUCGUGAGACUUUAUUCGGCUUUGAGAAGCUGAAAACCCCAGAGGUCCGGAGAGCCGGGGUGUCCAAGUUUGGCCUGGAGGUUUCUGCAGGAUCCUUUACAGGACUGAACUCAUUCACGUCUUUGCUUGAGGCUGAUGACUGCGGUGGUUCAGCUUUCCCCGAGCCGGACCCAGACAUCCCCGGAGUGGCCGUGGUGAAGGAGAGGAGGAGGAGGAGGAGGAAGAAGAAGGUCCAGCAGAUAGACGCCACGGAACUGGACGCUCUGGCUGCAAAGAUGAAUGCAGAGUUUGACCAGGCUGAGGAGUUUGAACUGGUCAUGGAGUAAAUAUUCAAGGGAAAAAAAGACUUGGCAGCAUGCUUGUGUUUGUCACAGACAUGCAUACAAACACUGACUCUGGGAGGACUCUGCUGAAAAUGUGCUUUUCUUACUCAAAACAUUAAAGUUUUAUCUGUUUCUAUUUGUUCUUAUUGUAAAGUUUGAUCAUUUUGGAGUUUGCUCUUAAUGUGAUUGCUAGUCAUUUUGUGGAUGCUUACAGACAGGAUAGUUUUUGAUGUUAUAAUGGCCCCAUAGUUACAUAAACAAGACCAAAAUUAAAAUGUUUAGAUACAUUCACCUGUAGCAUAAUCAGUCAGGAUGCACAAAUAUAUCAGGAUUGUUGACUGGUGCUGGUAUUUUUCAAAUAAGAUGCCUUUCACUGAUUUUUAUCUGGUGUGUGACCAUCGCUUUUACUCUGGCGGGAUCUUAAAGGCUUUUAAAACAGUUGUGUUCUUAUUUUAAUCUUAAUAUGAAUAUUUCAUUAUCUCCCCUGGCAUAAGGGUUGAAUAAAUAAGAAUAAAACAAAGACAAAAAGAAUCUUGUGUCACCCUGGACGCAUAAUACGGGGGGAGUUGUAGCCUUCAAAGGGCCAGUUUUCUACCCUGUAGAGUACAUUUUGUUUCUUUUAAUGUUUUUAAUAGAGGCUGCAAACAAAAGAUUUUGGUAUUAUUUUCUAUAUCUAAAACCAGGGUAUUUUCUCUUUUAUAGAGUGUUUGAAUCCACAUUUGUUGACACAAAGGUUCAAUAGCAGUUGCCAAUACUCUUGUCCUGAACUGUUUUCUUAUGUGUCUUUUCUUGGAAAUUUUCAUGUAAAUAAAUGCUAAUGCCAGAUCUGA